AUCAAUACGUCAAAGUCAAGUCAAAUAAUCGAAUCAUCGAUUAUUGUUAUCUUAUCAACAAUUUUUUGUAUUACAGAUUUGAAACACCAGAAAAGCAAUGAUUUGUCUUACAUUUUGAAGUGAAAAUUAAAUUUGGUUUAAGAUGAGUUCGCAAAACCCAAUAAUUAAGAAUGUCGUGCAUGCUGGGCAAAAGUAUAUUUCUAUCGCUGACGGCAGUAAGGCGCAUUUUCAUUUUCAAACUUGGAAAUUAGGUAAAGAAAGGAUAUUGAUUGACGAUAGUAAGAAGAUUGGCCAAAAGGAACCUAUGGUUUUAGUCAUAGGCCAUAAGUUCAAACUAGAAGUAUGGGAAACAAUAGUAAAAUUAAUGGCUGUUGGUGAAGUUGCUAGUUUUCGUGUUAAGAAGGAGCUAGUGUACAGCUACCCAUUUGUAUCAAAAACAUUGCGGGACCUGGGCCAGGAACAGCAACAAAUAAAACAUACAUGCACAAUGACAUUGCACACAGAAGGCAUUGGAUAUUCAGACCUCGAUGAUUUGAUAAGGAAUCCUUGUGAUUUGGAAUUUAUCAUAGAGUUACUUAAAGUUGAAAGAUCAGAUGAAUAUGAAAAAGAAGUAUGGCAACUUGACAUAAAAGAAAGGUUAGAAUUAAUACCUACAUUAAAAGAGAAAGGCAAUAAGCUAUAUGGGGAAAAGAAAUUUGCUGAAGCAGAAGAUGCAUAUAGUCAAGCGAUAGCAAUCUGUGAACAACUUAUGUUAAGGGAGAGAAAGACUGACGAUGAAUGGAUAACAUUAAAUAAAAUAAAACUGCCAAUUCUACUUAAUUAUGCUCAGGUUAAACUAGUCCAAGAAGAUUUUUAUGCUGUUAUUGAACAUUGUAAUACUAUUUUAGAAUAUGAUAAAGAUAACGAAAAAGCUUUAUACAGACGUGCCAAAGCUCAUGUUGGAGCAUGGAAUCCAAAUCUAGCUGAGGAAGAUUUUAAACGCUUAAAAGCUAUCAACCCUACUAUUGGUACAAUUGUGGACAAAGAAUUAGAAUUUGUAAAGAAAUUACGGAAAGAAAAAGCAGAAUUGGAUAAAGAUGCAUUAAAAAAUUUAUUUUUAAAAGAGAAUGAAGGAAUAUAACAUUUAAUAUCCAUUAGUUUAUAUUUAGGUUCAAAAACUGAUGAACUGUACAUACUUCUAUAUGUAAUAUAUAAACACUCUUAUAUUCCAAAUAUCCAAACACACCAUUCUUAAAAAUGGAUUUAGUUUUAAAGAAAGAACUUCCUCAGAAAUGAUAGGUUGUGAUUCAAUCACUCUCAUCCCAUUCAUUCCUUCAUUCAUAGAGAUGGUGGUUAUGAAAAUUGUACUUAUUUAUCGUUAAUUAGUGAUUACUGCGAAAUUAUAAAUUCAUAUUCAUUUUGGUGUCAGGCGAAAAAUUUGUUUACUAUUUCAAGUGCUAUUAACAGUAAAACACUUACUAAUAUUAACCACAAGAAAUAUGAAGAUUGUAGGCGAACUAAACUUCCUUCCAGAAUUAUAAUUUUAUGUUAAGAGUUGUUUUAUGUGGAAAUUGUUUCGUUUACCUUGUUUUAUUGUAAUAAAUAAAUGGCUACUAACUCAA
Molecule: messenger RNA, 1601 nt
Organism: Papilio polytes (common Mormon)
Lineage: Eukaryota; Metazoa; Arthropoda; Insecta; Lepidoptera; Papilionidae
Product: AH receptor-interacting protein
Exons: 6
Coding region: 143-1120 (325 amino acids)
Molecular function (GO): peptidyl-prolyl cis-trans isomerase activity; protein binding
Source: RefSeq, a predicted model, not a curated record